Messenger RNA from Vespa crabro (European hornet), 1039 nucleotides. Its product is annotated as COMM domain-containing protein 3. The coding region runs from base 294 to 872 and encodes 192 amino acids. Gene Ontology annotation, biological process: sodium ion transport. The record is from RefSeq and is a predicted model, not a curated record. The transcript has 3 exons. Lineage: Eukaryota; Metazoa; Arthropoda; Insecta; Hymenoptera; Vespidae.
UCUGUCAAACAGUGCCGUGUCAAACAAGUCAUGCCUCUGGUCUCCAUUUCUAAAAACAAUUUCAUCGUAUUAAAUUAUUAAAAAACGUAUUAAAUUAUUUUAAUAGUGCCAUCGAAAUGGCGUUCGUAGCUUCAUUAUAAUUAAUAAAUAAUAAAACUAUUAAACAUACGCGUGUAUAAAAUUGAUUGUGUGUGAAAUUCUAUUGCAUUUCAAGACAUACGUUGUAAUCUAACAAAUAAAACAGUAUAAUUAUUCCUCUUAAAAAUUAUAAUCUUAUUAAAUUUAAAUUUAAGAUGGAACUAUCGGAGAAAAUAAUGAAUAAUCUUACAAAUAUUAAAGACUUAAAUAUUUUAUCUGAAGAGAUUUUCGUGCAGGUUUUAGAAACUGUAAUUUUUAAUAUAGGUAAAACUGUAGACCCGAAAGGUCAGUGCAGCGUCAAAACCAACAGUUCAAAAUUUGACAUUGCCAAAAAUGCCUUUGUCGACUUAAGCUGUCUUUUCGUUGAAGCUGCUAGACAUGAUUUCGAUAAGGAAAGUUUAGAAAAGUUUUUAAAUAACACACCAAUUGUUAGUCACAGAGCAGACAAAAUAUGUUAUAGCUAUGCAAAUAAUAAACAAGAAAUUCAAAUGCAAUUACAAUUAAUUGGAAAUAAUUUACCCCAUAUAGUAGACACCGAUUGGCGUUUAAGUCAUUGCGUUAAGUAUGGAUUUCAAAGUUCUAUUGGAUCCUUUCAGUAUCAUGUACGGUUUACCACAAAGGAAUAUGCAGAAAUAAAAUAUGUGACAUUUACAUGUACAUUGCAGCAAUUACAGGAGUUGCUAUGCAAAAUUAAGGAUGCCAUAAGGCAUUUAGAAAAAAUUCCUAGUAAUUAGUAGUAAUUAUUGUCUAUGUAUAUAUAAAUAUAUAUAUAUAUAUAAUUAUAUUAACAAAACAAAUUAAUUAUUUUUUUGUUUUGAAUAUAUUCAUUUUGUAUUACAUAAUUUAUCAAGCUGUUGUUAAAAAAGAAAUCGUAUUAAUAAAGUUAAAAAUUUAUAAAAAA